Molecule: messenger RNA, 1044 nt
Organism: Lachancea meyersii CBS 8951
Lineage: Eukaryota; Fungi; Ascomycota; Saccharomycetes; Saccharomycetales; Saccharomycetaceae
Source: the annotation of a GenBank genome assembly
AUGAUCUCAAUACCCUAUAAAAGGAUAGUUAUAGCAUUUUUGGGGAUCGGAUUCUUGGUAUGUCAGGCCAAUUGGAGUCACCAACAACACAUAGAGCUCAAUAAUACAGUGCAGGAGAACAAGAUGGACUUGGAGAAGACGGGUAAAACGGCUUUCAAACGAGCUGAGGAGGAUGAGCUGUUCUGUGCGGUGAUGAACCCGCUCACGGGCAAUUACGUGGACUUGUCGGAGUUGUCUACAACGCCCAAUAUGCAUCGAGGAAACUCGCAAAAAAAGUACCACAACGGCCACAACGGCCACAACGGCCAGGACUGGCAGAAAACACGGUGGCUGGUGAAGGAGCCAGACACGCAUCUGAACUACACACUGGGGAUCUGUUCGAGCGCGACACGGAAGAGCUUGGACUCGCUGGCGAACUCCACGGGUGCGUUCUUCGUGGACCCCGAAUCGCACCAAGAAGUGUCAAUCGGCGACUACGUCACACAGCCGCGUUUUGUGGGCAAAAAACUGACCAUGGCAUACGAAAACGGUGACCUGUGUCCCAACGGCGUCGACAGACGGGCCACGCUGUUGAGCUUUGUGUGCGACAAGGAGAUCCAGUCUAAGGCUCAGAUCAGCUACGUCGGGUCGCUGCACAACUGCUCGUACUAUUUCGAGGUGCGUAGCGUGUACGCGUGCCCGACGUCGCACAAAAGUAACGAUGUCAACGUGCUGGGCAUCUUUUUCGGCAUUUUCUUGGUGUUUUUUGUAGUGGAGUGGGGGAGAAGAUGGUUUUAUGGCAGAGUCCGGGCCAGACUGCGUCACGGCGGGGAAGCUGGGUUCAUGGACUCUCGGCCCCACUGGGACACGAUCGAACGGCCCUCGAGAUUGCGACGCAUUUUGAAGCGGGUUUUCCGUUUCCCAGCACCAAGCCGUACGGCGGGCAUUAAGCUCAGCACGACGGCCCAGUACCACAAUCCAAGCACAGAGUCACUGACCCGCGACAUCGAAGCCCAAAACAAUCUUUUGGACAACUUGGACGUUGCAUCGGCCAGCAGUCGCUGA